Microplitis mediator is the source of this 1891-nucleotide messenger RNA. RefSeq names its product transposable element Tc3 transposase. Lineage: Eukaryota; Metazoa; Arthropoda; Insecta; Hymenoptera; Braconidae. Gene Ontology annotation, molecular function: DNA binding. Bases 81 to 1076 code for a protein of 331 amino acids. The record is from RefSeq and is a predicted model, not a curated record. Gene Ontology annotation, biological process: DNA integration; DNA transposition. The transcript has a single exon.
UAUACUUGUCUUGUGUAUCUCGUAAGUUACUACGCAUCAAUUAAUUGUUUUGGUUUAUUUUUGUCUAUUUUUUAAAUAUAAUGCCACGAGGAAAACACUUAAACGAAACUGAAAUUAAUAUAAUAAAAAAAUUGCAUUCUGAAAAUUAUUCUAAGUUAAAAAUCGCGAAAAUCAUCAAUAGAAGUCAUCGUGUUGUGCGAAAUUUUUUAAAAGAUCCUGAAAACUAUGGAAAAAAAAAGAGGGCUGGUCGACCAACAGCAACUACACCACGAGAAAGAAGGUCAAUUCUACGAGUUGCAUCCAAUUCAGCGCUUACAGCAAGACAAAUCGCAGCAGAGGCCGGUGUUAAUACUAAUUUAAGAAAUGUUCAACGUAUUAUACAUGAUUGUGAAUAUCUAAAACGUAAGAAAUUACAAAGAAAACCACCGUUGUCGGAUAAACAUAAAUUAGUUAGAUUACAAUUUGCCAAAGAUCAUGUUCAAUGGAAAAAAAAGUGGAGAAAAGUUAUUUUUACUGACGAAAAAAAAUUUAAUUUAGAUGGACCCGAUGGUUUUAAUUACUAUUUUCAUGAUUUAAGAAAAGACAAUUCAAUGCUGAGUCGUCGACAAGCUGGAGGUGGCAGUGUAAUAAUAUGGUCUGGCAUUGGAUACUCGGGGAAAAUGGAUAUCAAGUUCUGUACUGGAAAAAUAAAUAGUAAACGAUAUAUAGAAAUAAUAAAUGAACAGAUUACUUCCUAUGCAACACGGAUUGCUGGCAAUAAUUUUAUUUUUCAACAAGAUAAUGCCAGUGUUCACCGAGCACAGGUAGUUAAAGACUAUUUUGUUGAAAAAAAUAUUCAAGUUCUUGAAUGGCCAGCUUAUUCUCCUGACUUGAACAUCAUUGAAAAUUGUUGGGGAGAUUUAUCACGAGCUGUCUAUCGUGGCUCAAGACAAUUUAGUACAGUUGAAGAAUUGAAGAAGGUGAUCAUUAACGAGUGGCAGAAUAUAAAUCAAGACACAAUUAAAAAACUAUAUGACAGUUUACCAAAUCGAAUGAUUGAAGUGAUAAGUAAAAAUGGUGGAUCUACUAAAUAUUAAUUAAAAUAAAUAAUCGUUCUUGAUAUAAUUCUCUUAAAUUUUUGUUUACGUUUAAUUGCCUGGGUUAUACUUUUGUCGCACCGCAAAACUCAAUAUUGUCUGUAUUUUGUUAAUUUUUUAUUUAAGAAAUAUUGUAUGUAUAAUAUAAUAAUCUUACUAACACGCUAAUUUUGUGUAUUAGUAAUAUAUUAAUAUAACUAUAAUUCUUUAUCAGAUAUCACAAAAUUAGGGGGGUGGGUUAUACUAUUGUCGCGGAAUGUAGAAAUAAUAAUUAUAGGUUUAGACUAACUUCACGAUAUAAACAAAAAAAAAAAAAUAUUGUAAUAUUGAAUGUCACAAAUUUAUAAAUAUUUCUUUAUAACAUUUUGACGAAAAAUACUUUUCAUAUAACUUAAAGAAGAAAUUAAUACACUAAGCGAUUAAACUGUUAUAAGAACUUGAAUAACUUGACAAAAAGUAAAACUCUAAUAAAAAAAAAUAUACUGAUAAUAAAUUUUGAAAAAUUGAUUACGGUAAGAAUGUAAUGUUUUUUUAUUUUUUGUGUAUAUUUUUUACAAUUUGAAUAAGGUAAAUGUCCCAAUACCAGAACCAGACCCAAUACCGGAACGAUUUGAUAAUCAUUAUAUUAUAUUUUAACUCGUAUGCGAUGAAGUUAAAUUAAUUAUUAAUAAUAAUUAAUAAAUAAAAUUUUAAAAAAUGCGCAUUCAAAAAAUUUUGAAAUUAAUAGUGCUUUUUUAUAAAUAUUAUUUUUUAAAUUAUUUACCUUAUUUAUUUGAGUUUUCUAAAAAAUAAAAAAUUAAAAUCUGAAAAUUAAU